Messenger RNA from Durio zibethinus, 2358 nucleotides. Its product is annotated as OVARIAN TUMOR DOMAIN-containing deubiquitinating enzyme 6-like. The record is from RefSeq and is a predicted model, not a curated record. Gene Ontology annotation, molecular function: cysteine-type deubiquitinase activity; K63-linked deubiquitinase activity. NCBI's taxonomy places the organism in Eukaryota, Viridiplantae, Streptophyta, Magnoliopsida, Malvales, Malvaceae. Gene Ontology annotation, biological process: protein deubiquitination.
UCUUUUUUUUCUCUGUCGAAAGUGACUUUCUCUCUCUCUCUCUAAAAGAAAGAAAGGAAAAAACAAUUUCUUUUAUAUGUUGGCUUUAUUUUCUCUCUCUAAAUACUCUCCUUUGCUUUCAAGUUAUCUUCUUUUUGGCUCUGCCUUUCUUCAAAAACCCUGAUAGACAAAUAAAUAUCCAUCUCUUGUUUUCUUUUUUUAUUUCUUCUCUUUUUGCAGAUCUCUACUGGGUUUCCAAAGCCUCUCUCUCUUUCUUUAGAGCUUGGGCUAGUGAAGGUGAUUUUUUUGGGAAUUUUUCUGGGUAUAAAAUUCAAGUACUUUGAGGGUCUUAUUGUUUAAAAGUUCGACGACUGGGUCUCAUGAGAAUUGUCAGGGGAAUGCAGAGAUUGUUUCGUGAGGAGGUGAACGUGCUGGGCUGGAAGAAAUCCUUCUGCCAAGGGAUUGGUAUUACCACGCCCAAGGCAAGAACGCGUAACAAACCUAUGAUUAGGGUUCUGGGUCUCUAAGUUUAGGGGUUUUGAAUUAGGGUUAGGGUUUCUCAUUGAAAACAAUUAUCCUCGGAAGCAAUGACUCGCAUUUUGAUUCAACGAGGUUCCACUGGCAGCUCUUCUUCUAAUCCAAGCCGUUCUUCUUCGGUGCCCGGGCCUUCUUCUUCUCGGGCAGAGCCACAAGUUUCCUCUCAUCAAGUUCCUUCAGCUGCAAAAGAUGAGGAAGUUAGUGAGGAAUUGCAGGAACAAGUUGCUUCAGAUGAGCUUUUAGAGUGUGCCAGAAGUAGUGAAAAUAAGGCUGUGAAAAGUGACGAUCCUUUGCCAGAAAACUUGCAUAAUGAUCGGAAUGAAACUUCGAGUGAUUCAAUUGCUCAGGCUGAGAAAUUGAACACUCUUGAUGCCUCGAGUGCAUGGGAUAUGAUGAACGAUUUGGGUGGGUUGAGGAUUUUAGAAAAAGUUGCUGCUGAAACUGUAGGUGCAAGUAGUGAUCCCUUACCAAUUGGCAGUGGAAGCCUCAAUCCGCCUCCACCUCCUGUUCCACCACCUAAACCUUCAUCAGCAAAUUCAAAUUCAAGAAGAUUUGUCUUGGGAAGUUCAAAUACUGUUCGUGCUGGAUCAUCUAGAAGAGCUGUUGCUUGGCCCAUUGUUUCAACAAGGACAUCGCCAUCUGGAUCACGGCCUUCUUCUCCUAGAUCUCAUGGUGAGAGUGAGGGUUACAAUAGUGCUGAUGAGCAGAACUCAUGUUUUGUAUCCUCCUACGAUGAUGCAGAAAGGGAACGUCAAUUUGAAAUUGAUAUUAGACGAGCAAAAGGUUUGGAAGUCAAACGGAUGCUAGAAGAUGGGAAUUGCCUCUUCCGUGCUGUAGCUGAUCAAGUGUAUGGGGACUCUGAAGCUUAUGAUUUGAUUCGACAAAUGUGCAUUGACUACAUGGAGCGAGAGAGGGAUCACUUUUCUCAGUUUAUAACAGAAGGUUUUACAUCUUACUGCAAGAGGAAAAGAAGAGAUAAGGUCUAUGGGAACAAUGUGGAGAUUCAAGCCUUAUCAGAAAUGUAUAACAGGCCUAUUCAUAUCUAUUCCUACAGCAUAGAACCUAUCAACAUUUUUCAUGGAAGCUAUAAUACUGACACACCUCCCAUAAGGCUGAGCUACCAUCAUGGGAAUCAUUACAACUCUCUUGUUGACCCUCGCCGUUUGACAAUUGGUGCUGGACUUGGUUUUAGCUGUCUUCGAGGGGCAAAUGUGGACAAGGAUCAAGUCAAGGCUGCUAUUAAAGCUCAACAAGACCAACAGAUCGAUAAUGCACUUCUGGCUGAAGGGCGAUUUUACUCUGAUCUUGAGCUUACUGAGAAGGAAAUUGAGCGAAUGGUUAUGGAAGCUUCUCGAGCUGAGUACCUUGCCAAUAACAAGUUUAAGCCACAAGUUGGGCGUAAAGAAUCAUCUACUUCCACUGCAGAACCAUCUUCAUCUGGAGCUAGGCGGCCAUCAGGCAGUGAAACCAAAGUGGAGGGUUGGAAAGAGCAUGGUAUGCGGGAUACUGUUCUGAGCAGUGGCAUGCAAAUACUGUUGUCAAUGGGAUUCAGUUACCUGCAGGCAAUUGAAGCUUAUAACAUUUUCGGGGACGAUGUAGAUUCCAUGGUCUGUUAUCUUGUAGAGACCAAAAGUAGCAGCAGACGCAAAGGCAAGGCAACACAACAGAAUGAAUCUGCGGAUUAGUGCAAAAAAUUAUUAUCAGGCUGCGUAGAGCGCCAUCAUAAUCCUAGUGUUAACGUUGUUGUAGGGUUGGACAAUUCCCCAUAAUACCGAAAGGCACGCCAGAUGUGUUGAUCAAAAUUCCAAGUUAAUAAAAAUGAAUUACUAGCUUAGAAAAGUC